Archocentrus centrarchus (flier cichlid) is the source of this 2740-nucleotide messenger RNA. RefSeq names its product spliceosome associated factor 1, recruiter of U4/U6.U5 tri-snRNP (gene sart1). Lineage: Eukaryota; Metazoa; Chordata; Actinopteri; Cichliformes; Cichlidae. The coding region runs from base 277 to 2580 and encodes 767 amino acids. The transcript is spliced from 2 exons. The record is from RefSeq and is a predicted model, not a curated record. Gene Ontology annotation, biological process: maturation of 5S rRNA; mRNA cis splicing, via spliceosome. Gene Ontology annotation, cellular component: U4/U6 x U5 tri-snRNP complex.
CGGUUAGUUACCAGGCUACUUUAAGGUUUACAUGACUUAUGUGCCAACGCACUUUAGCAUUAACACAGCUAACCACAAACGUAUUAUUUUAAGUGAUGGCUUUUGGUCAUUUUGUUUGGACUGCACUUGCUAAGAUAGCUAGCUUACGUUCAAGCUGAGGAACGGCGUUGUCACCCUUCAGAGCAAGAAACAAACGGACGGAGACGUCGUUGCCUGUCGUUCCACCUCAUAUACCUCAGAAAGGACUUUACAGAUUCACUCUGCGUCCGAUAAAAGAUGGGUUCCUCUAAGAAACACAAGGAAAAGAGCCGCGACAAGGACGCAGAGGAGCGCCGCCGUGAACACAAGAAACAUCGCCACAAGGAGCGCGACAGAGACGCUUCAGACCGAGACAAGGAGAAAAGAAAGCGCUCCAGGUCCAGGGAGCGAAGCAGACGGGAGAGCCGUGGCAAGGGUGAAAGGAGCAGCGGUGAGCCGCGAGUGAAAAAGGAGAAAGUAGAUGUGGGAUAUGAGGAAAGCAGUAUCGAAGUGCAGCCUCAGUCUGCAAGCGGCGAUGCAUCUCUCAGCAUCGAGGAAACAAACAAACUCAGGGCGAAGUUGGGUCUGAAGCCUCUGGAAAUGAAUGAGAAUAAAAAGGAGCUUGGGACCAAAGAGGAGCCGAUGGUUGCCGAGACCAUCAAUCCCGUGCUCAUACAGCAGCAGAAAGAGAUGAGAGAGAAGCUUGCGGCUAUGAAAGAAAAACGCAUACUAAACCAGAAAUUGGGAAAAGUCAAAAGCCUAGCUGAGGAUGACUGGCUGGAUGACACAGCUGCCUGGGUGGAAAGAAGCAGAAAACUGGCAAAAGAAAAAGAAAUGGCAGAGAAAAGAGCCAAACUUCUGGAAGAGAUGGAUGAAGAGUUUGGUGUCAGCAGUCUGGUAGAGGAGGAAUUUGCACAGAUCAAACAGGAUGCAUAUACAUCUCGAGAUUUAAAGGGACUCAAAGUGCAGCACAAGGUGGAAUCUUUCACUGAGGGCCAGACUGUCAUCCUGACCCUAGAAGACAAAGGUGUGCUGGAGGUGGAGGAAGAUGUGCUUGUAAACGUAGGACUAGUGGACAAAGAAAAAGCAGAAAAGAACGUGGAGUUAAAAAAGAAAAAGCCCGACUACAAACCUUAUGAAGAAGAGGAGAGCGUUGACGACAUGGUUUCGUUUAAGCCUCGCUCUGUACUCUCAAAGUAUGAUGAGGAGAUUGAGGGCGAGAAGAAAAAGAGUUUUAGAUUGAAUACAGGGGGUUUUGCUGAUGGAGAGCGAGAGCGGGAGCUCCAAGCCAUGAAAGAAAUGCUGCGAAAUCAGGCCCAGUCCUUGGAAAUGCCUGCGCUCACCAUCGCCUCUGAGUAUUACACACCUCAGGAAAUGGUGAGCUUUAAAAAGACAAAACGCAGAGUGAAAAAGAUCAGAAAAAAGGAGAAGACAUUAGUUGCAGAUGAACUUGUCCUUGAUGACACCCGCAGCUCCGACUUUGGCUCCAGAGCACGCGGUCGAGGCCGCAAACAGGAAGAAGAGGAAGACCAAGAACAUCAAGAGGAGAAGGUGGUGACACAUAACAUCCCCCUGCUUUCUGAUGACAUCAGGACCGCAGAAAUGGACAUAAGUGACGAUGAAGAAUUUAUCCCUCCUGAGCCAGUUGCAAUUGAGGAGGAUGAGGCAGAGCAGGAGCUGCAGAAGCAGCUGGAGAAGCAGAGGAAACUGAAGCAAAUGCAGCUUCUCAAAGACUCUGGGGAGAAGGUGGCAGAGCAGGUUAAAAAACUUGUUAAAGAUGACAGUGAUGAUGCUGAUAAAAAGAACAACAUUGUUUUCAACGCCACUUCUGAGUUUUGCAGAACCCUGGGUGAUAUUCCAACUUAUGGACUGUCAGGCAACAGAGAGGACCAAGAAGACAUUAUGGACUUCGAACAGGAGGAAGAGAAAGAUGAUGCCGGAGGUUCGGAUUCCGAAAUGGAUGAGAAUAUUGGCUGGAGCACAGUUAACCUGGAUGAGGAACAAAAACAACCAGAUUUCUCCACAGCCUCUGCCACCAUUCUGGACGAGGAGCCCAUUGUCAACUCUGGCCUUGCUGCUGCCCUGUUGCUGUGCAAAAACAAAGGUCUGUUGGACACUCAAGUGCAGAAGGUAGCACGUGUCAAAGCACCCAAGGGCGUCCUGCCUAAUGGUGACUACUGCAUUGAGGACAAGAUGGGCUUUGAUGACAAGUACAGUCGCAGAGAAGAGUACAGAGGCUUCACACAAGACUUCAAGGAGAAGGAUGGCUACAAGCCUGAUGUCAAGAUUGAGUACGUGGACGAGUCUGGACGGAAACUCACUCCAAAAGAAGCUUUCAGGCAGCUUUCCCAUCGAUUCCAUGGAAAAGGGUCUGGAAAAAUGAAGACGGAGAGGAGGAUGAAAAAGCUGGAGGAAGAGGCGUUGCUGAAGAAGAUGAGCAGCAGUGAUACCCCGCUGGGAACUGUGGCUUUACUGCAAGAGAAACAGAAAUCCCAGAAAACGCCAUAUAUUGUACUUAGUGGGAGCGGAAAGAGCAUGAAUGCAAACACCAUUACUAAAUAAGUACAAGGGAGAUGUGUGAUAUAAUUUACAUAGAAACAUUCACGUGCAUAGAUAAACGUACACACCUUUUAAUUAAUCUCUACAAUUUAAAGCCCUAGUUUAUAGGAACUGCAUUGUUGUGUUGAAGAAUUGUUCAAUAAAAUCAAUACAAUUCAGAAAA